UGGGCGGGGCCGAGGGCAGAAGAGAGCAAGACCGACGCCAUAUUGGACGGCUCUGGCUGAAGGCAGGUGAGAGCACUCCCUGGAUCACCUGCUCCCCAUGAACAUCGGGGCGUGAGGCUGUUAUAAGGCACGUGGCUUCCCCUCUCUCCUGUCCCCCGCGCCCCUUGACCACUUCCGCCAUGGAUCAAGACUACGAAAGACGCCUUCUCCGCCAAAUCAACAUCCAGAAUGAAAACAUGAUGCCUUGCGUUGCCGACAUGAGGAGGACCCUGACGCCUUCGAAUUCCCCCGUGUCGUCUCCCAGCAAGCACGGUGACAGGUUCAUCCCAUCCCGGGCCGGGGCAAAUUGGAGCAUCAGUUUCCACAGGAUAAACGAAAACGAAAAGUCCCCGAGUCAAAACCGAAAAGCAAAGGACGCAACUUCAGACAAUGGCAAAGAUGGCCUUGCGUACUCAGCCUUGCUAAAGAAUGAGCUCUUGGGCGCUGGGAUUGAGAAAGUUCAGGACCCCCAGACAGAAGACAGGAGGCUGCAGCCCUCCACGCCGGAAAAGAAGAGCCUUUUCACGUACUCCCUCACCACGAAACGCUCCAGCCCAGACGACGGCAACGAGGUCUCCCCCUAUUCUCUCUCUCCCGUCAGCAACAAAAGCCAGAAGCUGCUACGGUCUCCUCGGAAGCCCACGAGGAAAAUCUCCAAGAUCCCGUUCAAAGUAUUGGAUGCCCCGGAACUGCAGGACGACUUCUACCUAAAUCUGGUCGACUGGUCGUCCCUUAACGUUCUCAGUGUCGGCCUCGGAACCUGUGUCUACCUGUGGAGUGCCUGUACCAGCCAGGUGACCCGGCUGUGCGACCUGUCCGUGGAAGGCGAUUCAGUCACCUCCGUCGGGUGGUCAGAACGGGGCAACUUGGUGGCGGUUGGGACCCACAAGGGCUUUGUGCAGAUCUGGGAUGCUGCGGCUGGCAAGAAGCUCUCCAUGCUCGAAGGCCACACGGCCAGAGUGGGCGCCCUGGCGUGGAAUGCGGACCAGCUCUCUUCCGGCAGCCGGGACCGGAUGAUCCUGCAGAGAGACAUCCGGACACCCCCCCUUCAGUCCGAGCGUCGCCUCCAAGGCCACAGGCAGGAGGUCUGCGGGCUCAAGUGGUCCACCGACCACCAGCUCCUCGCGUCCGGCGGGAACGACAACAAGCUCCUCGUGUGGAACCACUCCAGCCUCAGCCCCGUCCAGCAGUACACAGAGCACCUUGCAGCCGUCAAGGCAAUCGCCUGGUCCCCGCACCAGCACGGGCUGCUGGCCUCCGGCGGCGGGACGGCGGACCGCUGCAUACGUUUCUGGAACACGCUGACCGGGCAGCCUCUGCAGUGCAUCGACACUGGGUCGCAAGUCUGCAACCUCGCCUGGUCCAAGCACGCCAAUGAGCUGGUGAGCACUCACGGAUACUCUCAGAACCAGAUCCUCGUCUGGAAAUACCCGUCCUUGACCCAAGUCGCAAAGCUAACCGGGCAUUCUUACAGAGUCCUCUACCUGGCAAUGUCACCCGACGGAGAGGCUAUCGUGACAGGAGCCGGGGACGAGACGCUGAGGUUUUGGAACGUCUUCAGCAAAACCCGCUCCACCAAGGAGUCUGUGUCGGUCCUUAACCUCUUCACCAGGAUACGGUAGAAAAAAAAAACCGGACGGCGGAACAAGAGACUGUGCUUUGGGGUGGAGAACCACUAAACUGGCCUGCAUGGGACCUCGGGCUGUCAUCUCGGGGUGGGGAACGGGGAGGGAGUGGGGCGAUGUGUAAAAAAAAAAAAAUGUUCGGGGGGGGGAAGAGGACCCUCAAAAGAUCCUUUAUUAAAUAUCUGAGUGUGAAUGCUAUCGGAUGUUAUUUGGGUGGAGAGGACCUCUGAACGAUUCUAUAUCCUCGGAGCCAGGAGAGUAACUAUAACAUGUAUAUUUUUGUUCGUGUGCGAUGGGCCUGUUUUUCAAAAAGACAGGAAUGAGGAUGGGGAAGGUGCACUUGCCAGAGGAUCUGGCCAGACGCCGCUAGAAUGCCUGCUCUUGUUUCCCCCACCCCACCCCACUUCCCCCUUUCUCUCUCUCUUUUGCUCUGGGGCGAAACCAACACUUGUGUGCGUGUGGGAAGAGACUAGUGCCCUGUUGUGCAUGAUAAAAACAAACAGAUAACGGAGGCACGAUUACCCGGUGCUCUUAAAACAGCAUUCCUCACUUGCAAGCGAGAUACGGGAGAGCGUCUCUUGUCUGGAAGAGGCAUUCUGUCCUGAGAGCAGCGGGGAAAGCCUCUUAAAUCCAGACUAGGGUGGAACUGGCGGCCCCUCCGGCCGUUGCAUCAGCUGCAGGCAGCGGUCAGGUCAGGGAUGGGGGAAAGACCUGUUGGAUUCCCGACUCCCAGUUAUGGGCACCAGAAGUGCAGCCACACGGGGCUCAGCCUCUGACUCUGCAAGCUUCUGAAUCCCACACGGGCUUUUAAACCCCGAAAUCCUGGCGGGAGUGCCGAGAGCAAGCAGGGGGCGCCCAGGCAGAGCCGUCAAUGGGCUGCCUUCUGAGCCAACAUCCCAAUGGAAAAUCUCUCAUCUUUUUCACGCCCUCCAUCUCUCUCGUCUGCCUCUGUUAAGGGAGUGCACCAGGUUGAGUCUGUGUCCCCAGCGGUUAGAAAGCGAUUUUGAGCUCUUGGGGACCGGUCGCUGUCGGUCAGGUCGGGCUUCCGUGAAAAGCUGGGGCGCCUGCCUUGAAACAAAUACCCCCUGUGUGUGUGUCUGUGUGUCUGUGUGUGUGU
Messenger RNA from Zootoca vivipara (common lizard), 2781 nucleotides. It is a transcript of the gene FZR1, whose product is annotated as fizzy and cell division cycle 20 related 1. Gene Ontology annotation, biological process: positive regulation of anaphase-promoting complex-dependent catabolic process; anaphase-promoting complex-dependent catabolic process; positive regulation of ubiquitin protein ligase activity. Gene Ontology annotation, molecular function: ubiquitin ligase activator activity; protein binding; anaphase-promoting complex binding. NCBI's taxonomy places the organism in Eukaryota, Metazoa, Chordata, Lepidosauria, Squamata, Lacertidae. Gene Ontology annotation, cellular component: anaphase-promoting complex. The record is from RefSeq and is a predicted model, not a curated record.